AUGCCCGGAGCCCAAGAAAUCGCAAGCGCGAUACUCAAAGCCACUGAGAAUGACAUCGUCCCCUUGACAGCAAAGCAAGUGUCUCAGGGCUCCAAGCUCUUCGGAGCAGCCAUUCUAGACAGGAAAUUGCUGUCGACAGUCAUAGCAGAGACGAACAACGAGCGAGAAUCGCCGUUGCUGCACGGUGAGAUCAAUUGCAUCCAGCAAUUCUUCAAACUACCAAAAGAAGGACGGCCAGAGACGAAAGAUUGCGUAUUCUUUGCGACCCAUGAACCCUGUUCGCUAUGUCUGAGUGGGAUUACAUGGUCUGGGUUCAACGAGUUCUACUACAUGUUCACCUACGAAGAUAGUCGCGAUCUCUUCGGAAUACCUUACGACAUCGAUAUUCUCCAGUCCGUAUAUCAGGUUGCCUCACCUGGAGACACUGAGGAGACACUUGCGACUAAACCCCUUUACAACCGCAAGAAUAAGUUCUUCACCGCACGAUCACUUGCUGAGUUGAUUGAUUCUGUGGAAGAUGAGGAAUCACGAUCGAGCUUGAAGACAGAUCUGGCACGUGUGAAGAAAUUGUAUGAUUCGCUGAGUCAGACGUAUCAGGAUGGGAAGAAGACGGGCACGGCAUCGAGUAGUUUCUUCGCAUAG
This is a messenger RNA of Exophiala bonariae, 642 nucleotides long. RefSeq lists its product as uncharacterized. The transcript is spliced from 2 exons. The record is from RefSeq and is a predicted model, not a curated record. The coding region runs from base 1 to 642 and encodes 213 amino acids. NCBI's taxonomy places the organism in Eukaryota, Fungi, Ascomycota, Eurotiomycetes, Chaetothyriales, Herpotrichiellaceae. Gene Ontology annotation, molecular function: catalytic activity.